UCCAAGAUGGCGGAAAGCACUGAAACGUCUGGAACAACAAUCACGAUUAACGUGAAAACGCCGAAAGAGAAACAAGAAAUUGAAGUCAACGAAGAUGCAACAAUCAAAGAGUUUAGAGAGUUGGUGUCCAAGAAGUUUGGUUCUCCUGUUGAGCAGAUAUGCUUGAUAUUUGCUGGGAAGAUUUUGAAAGAUGGGGAUAAGCUUAACCAGCAUGGGAUAAAAGAUGGGCUCACAGUUCAUCUGGUGAUCAAGUCUGCUAACAGGGUGGGUGUUCAGCCCUCAGCAUCCCAGCAGCAAGCUGCACAAAGGGCCGCUGAGAGCCAGGCACCAAGUACAGGAAACCAGUCCACCCCAGAUGUAGGGGCCACGCCAUUUGGGUUGGGCAGUCUGGGAGGGCUGCAGGGUCUCAGCGGAAUGGGCAUGGGGUCCGCAAACUUCAUGGAGCUACAGCAGAGAAUGCAGAGGGAGAUGAUGGGAAACCCUGACAUGGUACGACAGUUAAUGGACAACCCAAUGGUACAGCAGAUGAUGUCUAACCCUGAGAUCAUGAGACAGCUGAUCAUGAGCAAUCCCCAAAUGAGAGAACUCAUGGAGAGAAACCCAGAAAUCACUCACAUGUUAAACAACCCUGAAUUAAUGAGACAGACAUUAGAGCUGGCACGUAACCCAUCCAUGAUGCAGGAAUUGAUGAGAAGUCAGGACAGAGCCAUGAGCAACUUGGAGAGCAUCCCUGGAGGGUUUAAUGCCCUACAGCGCAUGUACCGUGACAUUCAAGAGCCUAUGUUGAACGCAGCACAGGAGGGAUUUGGCCCAAACCCAUUUGCUUCAUUAGUCAACAAUCCACCAGCAGCCGCAGGCAGUGGGAGUGAUGACAGUCAACAGGGCAGGGAGAACACCCAGCCCCUGCCCAAUCCUUGGGCCCCAGGGGGUAGCAGUAGCAACACUAACACCACGAGCUCUGGUGGGACACCGAGGCCUGCCAGCAGCUCCUCGUCAACUACAUCUCCACCUCUGCCUGGGGCAUUUGGUAUGUUUAACACCCCAGGUAUGCAGAGCCUGAUGGGACAGAUGUCACAGAAUCCGCAGAUGAUGCAGAAUAUGUUACAGGCUCCUUACAUGCAGGCCAUGUUACAGUCUCUCUCUGCCAAUCCGGAGAUGGCACAGCAGAUUAUCGGCACAAACCCCAUGUUUCAGGGCAAUCCACAACUACAGCAGCACUUCACACAGUAUUUACCCACGCUGCUGGAGCAGAUGCAGAACCCCCAGGUACAGGGAAUGAUGAGCAACCCUCGGGCUCUACAGGCCAUCAUGCAGAUCCAGCAGGGUAUGCAACAGUUACAGACUGAGGCUCCAGGGCUGUUCACAGGUAUAACAGGUGCAGGAGGAUUGCCCCCGGGCAGCACAGCUACAGGAAGUACCCCAGGGGGGACAACAGCUAAUCCUGCAACUACCACAGGCUCCCCUGCCCCAGCAGCCACCACACCCCCUGUCACCACCAGCACCACCACCACCACCCCAGCCUCAACACCUGCUACUUCAACAACAACAUCAACAACAUCAGCACCCUCAGCAGCGGGCGGCAAUCCGGAUCAGUUUAGUAAUUUUAUGGCCCAAAUGAUGCAGAUGAUGGCCUCUGGUCAAACCCAAAUGUCUCCAGAAGAUAGAUAUUCAGCCCAGUUAGAACAGCUUACCUCCAUGGGAUUUGUUGACAGGGAAGCCAAUCUUAGAGCUCUUGCUGCUACCCUAGGGGAUGUCAACGCGGCCAUUGACAGAUUGAUACAACAACAGCAACAACAACAACAACAAUGAUUGAGCCUUGCAAUUGUGCUGACGUACAGGCUUUGACUAAAGACGUAUUGACAUUGUGUGACAAUGCCCCGUGGUGCGGUGUGUGCAAAUCAGACUGCGGCUAUCUCAUUUAAUAUAUUGUGUGAGACAUUGAUGACCCACACCAUACCUUUAUGCUUACGGGUGCAAUUCUGUGUAAUUCUACAUUAUUAUCCCGCUUGGCUUAUGGACAGUUUUAAUAUCAAUUAAUCCAAUACGAUGCAGAUGCUGGGAGUUUCCUCUCUCACUGUUCUGCCAGAGAUAUGGUCUUGCUGGCCUAACAUGCAACUGAUUUCUUGAUCAAAAAUGUUCUUGAUCAAAAUAAGCUUUGAUCAAAAUUUGUGUGAUCAGGAAUGUGUUGCGACAAGACACCAUGUGAUAUUGAGGUGUGAAAAUGUAGUACAGUUUACCGUAAUUAACUCACACUAACUAGGAUACAUGCCUAGGUACUCCUGCAGUUGAUUUUUAUAGAUGUGCGCCAAGAAGCUUUCUAAGGAGGUGUUGUCAGUAUCAUACCAUGAGUUAGCGUAAACCGUGUCUGGUUUCUUCACAGUCAGAAUUGCUGUAACACUCAAAGCUUGUUCUUAAAGAUAGUUAAACAUACUUGUAAAAUGUAUGUUAUAUUGUUAUAUGCCAGGUUUCAUUUUGUGGGAACUAUUUCAACUACAUGUUGUAAUAUUGCUCAUAAUCUGGAAAGUGGUUGACUUCAUUCAUCCAGUUUCGUUGAUCAAGUUGCUGUGAAGCUCCUUAAGUUACCAAUCCAAAAUAUCUUGUAAUAGCUUAGGUAUUAAACCAUUUCUUUCCUUUUUUUUUGUAUAGUAUCUUACAGAAAGUAUAUAUAUUUUUGGUUUCAAAUGAAUGUCUAUGUAUCUAUUAUUUUAAUGUAGUUCUCAAUCGAAAUGACACAGAAUUGGUAUUUAAGGUGGUUUUCAACUGAAACAAUAGAUCAGCCGGGAAAUGUGGACACAAAAAUUUUGAGACUGUAGUAAUGUUGAAGAAAAUCUGGGAUAUCCAGUCAGUCAAAAUGUGACUUUCCAAAUUGUAGGAAAAAAGAAAUAACCUGUUUAAGUAUAGGGUCUUAAAGCUUUCCCCAGUUAGCUCACAUAUAUGAAAUUUUGAAUAGUUCGCUUCAAAAUACUUCAUAAACAAUACCAAAUUCUCUGUAAAAGUGGACGUCAUUGGUCUUUUAGAGAAAGUGAUCUAGACAGCAAGAAUUGAGAAUAUUCAGUCUCUGGGAAAGACCAGAAAGUUUGUAUCUACACAGUUGACUUGAUAAAGUAUUACACCCGCAAGGGAGUGGUAUGUGUAUGUAGCUGAGAGGCAGAUGGAGCUUACAUGGUACACACACUUGUAUGAGUCUGGUAUUACUUGAUCUGUCAAUCAUUUUGUUUAUCUUUCCUUCAAGUUUGUGUAGAAGUUCAGUUUGGAUUUUGGGAAUCUGUCUUAUGGAGCGUGCCAUCCUGAGUUAUUGCCAGAGUUACCUUUCUUACUACAUUGAAAUCCCGGCUUGAAAUGCAGAUAUUUCAAACUUGUAUUUAACUGUUAGUCAGGAAAUGGAUAUCAAUCACCUUGUGAUUGAUAUCCAUUUCAAAGGUGAUUAAUGCUUUUGUAUGUAGCUUGUCUUUUGUCAUGUCUGUAUAAUUUGUUGCUUCACUAGUCACAUCAUAUUUUCUCACCUUACUGCUUUCUUGUGUCGGCUGACUUUGGGGGAAAAUAUAAAUUUAAAUUGAUCAGUAUGAAAGUUAAAAUAACAUUUUUAGGCAACUUUUUGGUUUUAUAUUUGACGUGAGUGUUAUUUCGGUAAGGACAUGAAUAGUAUUGAUCUUUUUAUUUCGACCCACUUUUGAUGGAAUUACAAGUGAAGUUGUCAACUGCGUCAUUUCUCUAAUUAAUUUGUACUGAUGACGACGUGACUUGUUAGGCCUUUGCAAAUUUUACGGGUUAUCUAUCUUCGACAUUGACCUCUGUCUACAACCUGUAACAGCAUUGCUGUUUCAUUCUGUUGAGUGCAGAUAGAUGAAAACAUUUGUUUUAAAAUCAGCUAAAAAAAUAGUUUUCUGAAAAUAUUUCAUCCCCUUCAAGACUCCACACACCUAGCCAUAUGACCUCUAAUGGGUUUAAACCCCAGUUGAGCAUUCUCCUGGGAAAAGUCCUAGAAUGGCUGGAAAGAUGAAUUUUUUGCAGGAUGGUGAACUGGCCUGAUGUGUAGCAUUCUGUAUACAUUGAUGUAACCUGCACAUGUUCUAUUAAUCUGUCUAUGUUGUCCCAUGUACUCAGCAUGCGCUGUAUACAGGUGUGUUUAAAAGACAAAACUGUUGGCUGAAGGAAACUGACGAAUUAUGAUAGAUUCUAUAUGUAUAUUGUUACAGAGAGCAUUUACUGGUACACAAGUAGCUAUUAUAGUAGCAAGAGAGAAAGCUACAUGUGUUGACUUUCAUUUCUGUGUUAAAAAAAGGAAAUAAUCGACUUUUAACUAAGAAGCAUUCCCAACAGUAAAUCUCUCAAGACUUUUUAGGGUGAAAAUAACAACCCAAAUACAGCCUAAUAAUCAGUUUAUUU
Molecule: messenger RNA, 4386 nt
Organism: Liolophura sinensis
Lineage: Eukaryota; Metazoa; Mollusca; Polyplacophora; Chitonida; Chitonidae
Product: ubiquilin-1-like
Exons: 15
Coding region: 7-1809 (600 amino acids)
Biological process (GO): ubiquitin-dependent protein catabolic process
Cellular component (GO): cytosol
Molecular function (GO): polyubiquitin modification-dependent protein binding
Source: RefSeq, a predicted model, not a curated record